Messenger RNA from Diutina rugosa, 654 nucleotides. RefSeq lists its product as uncharacterized. Lineage: Eukaryota; Fungi; Ascomycota; Pichiomycetes; Serinales; Debaryomycetaceae. The coding region runs from base 1 to 654 and encodes 217 amino acids. The transcript has a single exon. The record is from RefSeq and is a predicted model, not a curated record.
AUGCUGCUUAAACCCAACUACAACACCCAUUUCUACUACUCCUUCGACCAAUUGAAGGAAAACCCCCACGUGGUCAACAUUUACCUCGAUUACAACUGCCCGUUCUCCGGCAUCUUCUAUAACAAGUUCUAUGAACAGGUGAUCCCUAAGUUGGAAAAGGCCCACCCGGGCAAAUUCCAAUUCGUGUUUGUCAACGUGGUCCAGCCGUGGCACCCCAACCUGGUGUUCCUCAACGAAUUCGCCUUGGCGUUCGCUAAGCUCUUGAGAGAACACAAGACCCCUGACGCCAACAAGUUGUUCUGGGAGUUUAACAAUGUGGUGUUCCACGAAAAGCAAAAGUUCUACGAUUCCGUCACCCAAGGAUUAAACCGGAACCAGAACUAUGAAAACAUCUACGACGUCGUCGCCAAGAAGUUCAAGUUCCCCUUCGACCGUGACACCGUGUUGAACACUUUGUACAUCAAGGCCAACACCGACGAGCCCAACAACGACGGCAACCUGGCCACCGCCGACAUCAAGUACUUCACCAAGUUCUUGCGGACCACCAACAUCCACGUGACGCCGCUGGUGCAAAUCAAUGGCGUCAACGUCGCCGACAUCGAGCUGUCGACUGCCCCCGACGUCAUGGUGGAGAAGUUCGGCGCCCACUUGUAG